AUGAUUCAAUUUAAUUGUAAUGGUUCACUUUCAACAACUGCUAAAUGGAUUAUCAAAAAUUGUACAUCGGCAUGUUCAUUUCAAAUUCAACUAAGUAAUAAAAUUAGUACAAUAUUAAGUGAACUUUAUAUUCCAUCAAGAACAUUGGAUUAUGGAAUUUAUGAAUUAACAUUAACUGUCACAAUGAUUGAAUCGCUUAAUCUUAAAUCUUCAUCUUCAGUGUAUGUAAGAGUAACUGCAACAGGCAUAACAGCAAAUCUUGUUCAAUUAGGAACAUCAAUGAUAACACGUGGUAGUCAACAAGAUCUUCAACUUGAUCCUGGAGCAUAUUCCGUUGAUCCCGAUCAAGAUUCAUUUGAUGCGAGUAAAUGGAAAUAUGAAUACUAUUGUCGAGUUUAUGGUUCAUACAAUUUUCCAAAUUUUCAAGGCGUAUUACUGACAAUUGAAAACUCCAAGACUGAUCCUUAUAAUUCAUCAUGUUUAUCAAAUCAAUCAGGAUUAAUAUUCGGAAAUUUAACUGCAUCACCUAAUUCAUCUCUAACAGUUGUCGGUGGCUCACUUCAAUCAAAUCAAAUCUAUCAAUUUAUGGUCUAUAUGGAGAAUCGUAAAAAUUCAUCUAUUCAAGCGACAGGUUAUGUACUUGUUACAGUUGACGAUACUCAUCCACAAUUAAUUGUUAUUGGUUGUGUCAUAUCAAUAUUAUGUGUUCCAAAUCUUGAAUAUCAAUUUGUUAAUCCAACAACACAAGUUGCUCUAUUUGCUCUUUGUGUUGGAACUUGUACAAAUCUUCAAAGUAUUAAAUGGAAUAUUUAUCAAGGAUCAGACAAUUCAACAUCUUCAAAUUCUACUCAAUGGACUUUAUUUAAUAAUACGAUUCUAUAUGAAAAUAUAUGGUUUUUUGGUAAAAAUACAAGUAAUUUUACAGCUACAAAUCAAUUAUUUCUCAAUAAUCCUCAAAUAAAUCUUUGGCGAUUUGAAGUUGUUUAUACAUUUUUAAAUGAAACAAGUACAAGUGCAUUAAAUUUUAUUAUUAAUCAACCUCCUUAUAAUGGUUCAUGUUCAAUUAAUCCGAUGAAUGGUACAACAACUACUUUGUUCACUAUUACGUGUCCAGAUUGGUAUGAUGAAGAUGGAAUUAAAGAUUAUUCAUUAUAUGCAUGGACUACGGAUGUAUCGCAAAGAUUAAUGAUUGCAUAUUCAUCAGUAUCCUAUUUUCAAGUUCGAUUACCAAGUGGAGACAAUCAAACAUCAUUACUCAAUAUUAUUAUUUCUAUUCGCGAUCUUCUUGAUUGUGUUGUAGAAGUAAAUAUGUCUUCUGUAUAUGUUAUUGUAGAUUCUGUAGGAAUUAAUGAUUUAAUUACAAGUCUACAAAGUUCAUCAAAUGCAUUAAUAAGUAAUCAAAUUGUUCAAUUACUUUCAAGUGGAAAUCAAAACAUUGUGGGACAAAUUAUUACUGCAAUCGCUCAACAAUUCAAUCAAAUGAAUACUGAAAAUAUAGAUCAAGCUAUUUCAAGUGGAAUACCAGCUGCAACUAUUUUAGUAUCAUCAUUAGGAAGUUCAAGUUUACAAGUAAAUUCAAUAUCUUUCAAUGAAUCAACUUUGACUGAAUAUAAUAAAAUAUUAAAUGCUCAAGCAAAUCUUCGAGAUUAUUUAAUGACAUUUACAACUGAUCUUCUUAUUACGACAUCAAAUAGUAUCAAAUUACAAUCAUCAGCAUUAGCGCAAAUAACUCAAUCAACAAAUCAAUUAACAAGAGCUGCUCUAUCAAUUGCAUCAAAUAGAUGUUAUCAAUUAUCUGUUGCUUUAUCUUCAAUGGCAACACAAAUUCCAUAUGAAGAUGCUCAAGUAGCAGCAAAUCAACUAAUACAAUGUGCUUCAAAUGUCUUAACCGCUGUAAAUGGACCACUACAAGAAAGAACAAGUACACUUGAUUUAGAUUAUUCUCGUGCAAAUGUAAUAUCUUCUGGUUAUGAUACUGAUCUUGAAUCUGCAUGGUCAAAUACAAAUUUAUUUGGCGGUGGUGAUGAAGCAUCAGUUGAAAAAAAUCGAAAUAUAUAUUAUCAAAAACAAUUAGCAAAUGAAAUUAGCACACAAGUAACAUCAAUUAUUUCAUUAAUAACAUCUUCAUUAAAUAUUCAUUUAAAUAUUGGUCAAAAUUCAAUAAUAAAUACAUCUCAAACAUAUAUGUCAUUAGAAACAAUAUCAACUCAAUCGCUUUCAAAUAGAAUUGUAAAACAAAUUGGAAAUGCUCAGUUUCAUAUUCCAUCAGAGUUUGUUUUGAAUACAAAUGAUAACUCCUCUAUUUCACUUCGAUCAAAAAUGGAUGUACUUGCUCCAUUUGGAAAUUUUUCAAAUACAAAUCUUUCAAGAUCAAUGUCACUUUCAAUUAUUGAUCAAAAUGGAAAUGAAAUUUCGUUUGAAGCCAAUGAAAAUAAUUCAAUAAAACUAAUAAUUCCUCGUGAUCCAAAUCUAGUAAUUCCAUCAAUGUAUUUACAAAAUAUUACAUCAAUUAAUUCAACUCUUAAUAAUUUAUUAUUCAAUUAUCAUUAUAUUAAUAUAACAAGUUCACUUCCAAUUUCAAUUCAUUUUGAAAUUCAUUCUUUAAAUAGAAGUCUUGCUUAUUUAUUUAUUUAUAAAUUUGAUCAAACACCACAAUUAAACAGUUCAAUUAAUCUUAUUGAUGGAUGGACAAUAUUUUGUCCUUUCAAUUUAACCAAUGAUGAUAUAUAUCGAUAUUUUAUUGAUAAUCAACAAACACCUACUCAUCAAUCAUUAAUAUUUGGAAUAAGAGAACUAAAUUCAACAGAAAUGAAUAAUUAUUGUUUAAAUAAUUCUUCAAUAAAUACGUCUUUACCAAUUACCGAUGAAUCAAUUAAUUUUACAUCAAAUUAUGAACUUCGUAUAUAUACAUCAGGUUGUUAUUAUCUUGAUGAAAAUAAUAAUUGGAAAUCAGAUGGAUUAAUUGUUGGAUCAUUGACAAAUCAUUAUGAAACUGAAUGUCUUUCAACUCAUUUGACAACAUUUGCUGGUAGUUUUAUUGUUUUACCUACACCAAUUAAUUGGAGUUAUGUUUUUGCAAAUGCUGAUUUUAUGAAAAAUAAAACAGUUUAUUUAACAAUGAUAUUUACUUCAGUAAUUUACAUCAUUUUAAUGAUUUAUGCACGUUUUAAAGAUAAGAAAGAUUUUGAAAAAUUGGGAGUAACACCAUUAGCUGAUAACAAUAAAUCUGAUCAUUAUUAUUAUCAAAUUCUUGUUUUUACUGGUCAAAGAACAAAUGCAGGAACAGAUUCAAAAGUUUAUUUUGUUUUAUCCGGUGAUACUGAUCAAACACAGAUUCGAUUAUUUUCUGAUCCUCAUCGAAAGAUUUUUCAACGUGGCGGAAUUGAUUCUUUUAUUAUUGCUGUUCCAAAAUCAUUGGGAUUACUGGAUUAUAUUCGUAUUUGGCAUGAUAAUUCAGGUGUAGGUUCUUCGGCAUCAUGGUAUUUAAAAUAUAUUAUCGUUCGAGAUUUGCAAAGUAUGGAUAAAUUUUAUUUUAUUUGUCAACAAUGGCUUGGAGUUGAAAAAGAUGAUGGACGAAUUGAACGAACUUUACCAAUUGCUAGCGAAGCGGAAAAGCAAGAUUUUUCAUAUGUAUUAUCGAAAAAAGCUUAUCAUAGUGUAUCCGAUGGUCAUUUAUGGUUUUCAAUAUUUUCUCGUCCACCAUCAAAUAAAUUUACACGUGUUCAACGAUGUACUUGUUGUUUUGUUUUAUUCUUUACUUCAAUGUUACUUAAUAUAAUGUACUAUGAUUUAUCAAAUGAAGCGAAGGCAUCAAGUGAAACACAUAGUGGUGCUUUAUCAAUUGGUCCUUUUUAUAUAGCACCACAACAGAUUGGAAUUGGUAUAAUGGUCGAACUAUUUACAUUGGUUCCAAAUCUCUUAAUUGUUCAAUUCUUUCGACGUAUUCGACCUCGUCGACAAAUUUCACGAUUACGUGAAGCAUUAUAUAAGAUAAAACCAUCUCGAAAAAGUUCUGAAGAUGUCCCUGUAAUUAAGAAAAAAAAAUCUUCAAUAACAUUUCCUUGGUGGUGUUUAUUUAUUGCUUAUGGUCUUUCACUGAUAAUUAUUGCUGUUUCAAUAUUUUUUAUCAUUGUUCGAGGAAUUGAAUUUGGCGAUGUCAAAACUCAACAAUGGUUAACAUCUGUUCUUACUGGGUUUUUCUCAUCAGUUAUUCUUACUCAACCUAUUAAAAUUAUAUGUUUGGUUAUAUUCUUUAUAUGUUUUUGUCGAAAUUCAAAAGAUGAGAAAGAAACAGGGGAAUACAUAAAUGAAGAUGAUGAAUUUAAUAUAUCUAAUGAUGAGGAGUAUCUUCAUUCACUUGAGUAUCAAUCAUUAUCUUCUCCAUCUUUAAAAAGUAUUAAUCGCCUUAAUGAAAAUGAAAUUGCUAAUGCUCGUGAUCAACGUUUAAAAGAAAUUCAAAUGUGGAAAAUUAUUCGAGAAUUUCUUAUUUAUUUUAUAUUUGCAUUAUUAGUUUUUAUAAUAACUUAUUCAAACCGUGAACAACAUAGUUUUUAUCAAGUCAAUCAUUUACGAACUUAUUUUCUCAAUCAAAGACAAACUACUGUUGAUUAUACUAAUAUCAAUACAAUCGAUGAAUAUUGGUAUUGGUUAGAAAAUAGUUUUGUUUCAAAUAUUCGUGCCCAACAGUGGUAUAAUGGAGAUAUUCCACAAUAUUUAAAUGGAUUUUUAAAUGAUAAAUCUAAUCGAUUAAUUGGUUGGGCAACGAUGAGACAAUUACGUAUUAAACCGGAAUUAUGCUCCGACCAACGUAUUAUUUCAAUAUGCGAAGAUAGUUAUAGUUUUUUUAAUGAAGAAACACAAUUAUUUCAACCAGGAUGGACAAAUGAAACAAUAGAAGAUGAAAUCUAUAGUUCAUCGAUUAAAAAAGCAUUUAACUAUUCUACGAGUGAUGAAUUAGAUACAUACACGUAUGCAGGUGAAUUUGGAACAUAUAGAGGAGGUGGUUAUGUGUAUGAAUUUCGUGGUCGUUUAUCUGAUAUGAAAACAAAUUUAUCUAAACUUCAUCAAUUAGAAUGGAUUGAUGAGAAAACAAGAGCUGUUUUUAUUCAAUUAACAUUAUAUAAUCCAAAUGUUCAAUUAUUAACUGCAGUUACUUUACUUGCUGAAUUUUUACCAACAAGUGGCAUUUACACAACCGCUCGUUUCGAACCAAUUAAUUUCUACACAUUUCAAUCGAUAUUACAAUUAGUUUGUACAAUUAUUUAUAUAUUUUUUAUUAUUUAUUUUAUAAUCGUUGAAAUUCGUUUAUUAUUUGAAUUAAGAUUAAAAUAUUUUCAUCAGUUUUGGUCAUUAAUCCAAUUCGGUAUCAUUGGUUGUUCAUUGGGAAGUAUUGGAGUUUAUUUUUGGCGUUUUCAAGAAACAAAUCGUAUAAGUAAACUAUUUGAACAAACAAAUGGUUAUAUUUAUAUAAAUUUACAACUUGCAGUUUAUGUUAAUGAUGUUUUAACAUUUCUUCUUGGUUAUUGUUGUUUUUUUAGUAUGAUUAAAUUUGUCCAAUUAUUUCGUUUUAAUCAACGAGUAUCUUUAUUUGCUGAAACAUUAAAAUAUUGUGCAAAGGAGCUGAUUUCAUUUUCACUAAUGUUUGCAAUUGUAUUUAUGGCAUAUCUUUGUUUAUUUUAUUUAUUAUUUGUAUCAAAACUUUCGUCAUGUUCAAGUUUAUUAGAAACUGCUCAAAUGCUUUUUGAAAUGACAUUAAUGAAAUUCGAUGCAUCACAAAUAAUGGCAGCUGAUGCUUUUCUUGGUCCAUUCUGUUUUGCUUUAUUUAUUUUUCUAGUUGUCUUUGUUUGUUUAAGUAUGUUUGUUUCAAUAAUUAGUAAUGGCUUUCGUCAUGCGAAAGACAAUCAAAAAGAAGAUCAAAUUAUGCUAUCAUUUAUGCUAAAGAAAUUUUUACGAUGGUCAGGUCUGAAAAAAUUAAAUCAAGAAGAAAUUCAAGAAGAACGAGAUUGUCGAAUGCAUUCACAAUAUUUUGAUCCAAUUGAAAAUUUUCCUGAUAGAAUGGAUGAAUUCCUGCAAGCACUCAAUAAAAUUUAUAUUGACCAAAAAAUCGAAUUAUCAAGACUGGAAAAAGCUGGAGUUUAA
Adineta steineri is the source of this 6138-nucleotide messenger RNA. The record is from the annotation of a GenBank genome assembly. NCBI's taxonomy places the organism in Eukaryota, Metazoa, Rotifera, Eurotatoria, Adinetida, Adinetidae.